Messenger RNA from Saimiri boliviensis boliviensis (Bolivian squirrel monkey), 1251 nucleotides. It is a transcript of the gene BLOC1S4, whose product is annotated as biogenesis of lysosomal organelles complex 1 subunit 4. NCBI's taxonomy places the organism in Eukaryota, Metazoa, Chordata, Mammalia, Primates, Cebidae. Gene Ontology annotation, cellular component: BLOC-1 complex. The record is from RefSeq and is a predicted model, not a curated record.
CAGACGCGAUCGUAGGCCGCCGGAAGCAAAGGCGUGAGCGCGCGUGCGUGCGUGCGUGCGUGCGUGUGCGUGAGCGGGCGGAGGUCGGAAGCCGGCGCUGCGCAGCCGGGCGGUCGCGGGCCAUGGAGGGUCGCUCGCCCGAGGGGCCGGCGGAAGAGGCCGAGCCGCAGUGCGCCGCCUGGAGCGGGGACAGCGGCACCGUGUCCCAAAGCCACAGCAGCGCCUCGGGGCCGUGGGAGGACGAGGGCGCCGAGGACGGCGCGCCGGGCCGCGACCUGCCGCUGCUGCGCCGCGCCGCCGCGGGGUAUGCCGCCUGCCUGCUGCCCGGAGCCGGCGCGCGGCCCGAGGUCGAGGCCCUGGACGCGAGCCUGGAGGACCUGCUCACCAGAGUGGACGAGUUCGUGGGCAUGCUGGACAUGCUUCGCGGCGACUCGUCCCACGUCGUCCGCGAGGGAGUGCCGCGCAUCCACGCCAAGGCCGCCGAGAUGCGGCGCAUCUACAGCCGGAUCGACCGGCUGGAGGCCUUCGUGAGGAUGGUGGGCGGCCGCGUGGCCAGGAUGGAGGAGCAGGUCACCAAGGCCGAGGCCGAGCUGGGCGCCUUCCCCAGGGCGUUCAAGAAGCUCCUGCACACGAUGAGCGUGCCCUCGCUCUUUAGCAAGUCGUCUUCCUCGAGGCCGCAGCGAGCCGGCUACGAAGCCCCCGUCCUGUUUCGGACCGAAGACUACUUCCCUUGCAGUGAGAUGCCUCAGCUCUGACGCCUGACCGCCGCGGCCAGAAGACCCCAGCCGGGGGCUUACCUCCAGUGUGCAGGGCGCUGCAGGUGGUGCUCAUGGACGUCUGUGAUGUUGGAGUGCGGAGUUUUAAAUUUUACCGUGCACAGACUCUCCUUAGUAUAUUCAUGAUUCCGUGUAGACUGUGUAGACGUUUUAUGUCUUCCAGUUAAAAAAGGAGAGAGAGACGGGGGUCUUGCUAUGUGACCCAGGAACUGGCCGGGAACUCCUGGGCUCAAGUGAUCUCCCCCACCCCGCCUUAGCCUCCCCAGUAGCUGAAACCACAGGGCCCGCACCGCGCCCGGCCUGGGUCUUCCAACUCGAAUCAGAGCUGCUUGGCGACGGCAGGGGGAAUCAGUGAACUGUUCUGUGCACCGCGGCAAAACUGUUAUUUUUAUGGAUUUCACUACACGGCAUUACCUUUUCAAAUUUACAUGUUUGUAUAAUCAUAAGAAAAUGAAGCCAUUGAAGCCUUGUUAUU